GUCCACGGUCACUAUUUUCUCCUAUAAUUCCAUUCCGUGGUUUUUUAAUAACCUUAAACCUUGUUUUAUUACUCUUCAAUUCUUCAUUCUUCAACCUCUAAAUCCUCCAAUGGCUCUCUCUGCAACAUUCAUCACUCCUUCACCUUCAAGUUCCAACCUUUAUGCUAAAAUUCGAAAACCCUUUCUCUCUCACUCCGUAUAUCUUCUUAAACCCCUCAAGAUCCGAGCUUCAGCUACCCUCAAUUAUUCCAAUGUCGAGACAUCUUCCCCAUUGAAGACUAGCAACUGGCAGUGGAAAUUCAAGGACAAUUUGGUAAAUGUUUAUUAUGAGGAACAUGUGAGGGAGAGUGAGGAGCCUUCCCAGAAUAUCUUGAUGAUGCCAACCAUUUCUGAUGUUAGCACUGUUGAGGAAUGGAGAUUGGUUGCUCAAGACAUUGCUCAACGGAAUGGCGGUGUCAAUUAUCGCGCAACUAUUGUUGAUUGGCCUGGUCUAGGUUAUUCUGAUCGUCCGAAGAUUGAUUACAAUGCUGAUGUUUUGGAAAAAUUUCUGGUUGAUUUCGUUAAUUCACCCGAUGGUCCAGUAAAACAAUCAGGCAAUGAUUUGGUGAUAUUUGGAGGAGGGCAUGCUGCUUCAAUAGUUGUCCGUGCUGCGAAAAAGGGUCUAGUGAAGCCCAAAGCUAUAGCUGCUGUUGCACCAACUUGGUCUGGUCCCCUUCCUAUCGUGUUUGGUCGAGAUUCCAGCAUGGAAACAAGAUAUGGUUUUCUAAGAGGCACCUUAAAGGCGCCUGCAGUUGGAUGGAUGAUGUAUAACAUGCUUGUGAGCAAUGAGAAUGCAAUCCAAUCACAGUACAAAUCCCACGUAUACGCCAACCCUGAUAACGUGACGCCAGCUAUUGUUGAAAGCAGAUAUGCAUUGACAAAACGGAAAGGAGCACGUUACUUGCCCGCAGCUUUCUUGACCGGACUACUCGAUCCUGUAACAUCUCGCGAGGAGUUCCUUCAACUCUUUGCAGACUUGGAAGGAAAGAUACCAGUAUUUGUUGUAUCAUCGAAAGGGUCUCCUAAAAGGUCUAAAGCUGAGAUGGAAGCUCUUAAGGGAGCUAAAGGGGUGACCAAGUUUGUGGAAGUGCCUGGUGCUCUUCUUCCACAAGAGGAGUACCCUGCAGAAGUCGCAGAAGAGCUUUAUCAAUUCUUGCAACAGUAUUUUGGCUCCGUCGCUUAAAGUUGGCAGGUCAUGUGACACUUCUGGAUGUUGGUGGUGAAGGUUUCAGGGGCAUAAAUAUUAAUGGAGGUAAAAAUGAAAAACAGAAAUGUGACCAAGGGUAUACACAUUUAUACAGUAUGGUUUAUUUGAAUUUUUAAUUAAACUUUGGUGGUGUUAUGUGUUUUAUACAGAUGCUAAAAUCGUUUCCGAAAGGACUGUUGAUUUGAGCGUAGCUUCUAGUGAAAUAUAAAUGUUUCCACAAAUUAGAGGCAACAUGUUUCAUUUGAGAUGAUUGUUUCCACGUAUGAAUUCUCAUACUAAAUAUAAAUUUCUUCCACAAUUUUAA
Molecule: messenger RNA, 1550 nt
Organism: Vicia villosa (hairy vetch)
Lineage: Eukaryota; Viridiplantae; Streptophyta; Magnoliopsida; Fabales; Fabaceae
Exons: 4
Coding region: 110-1222 (370 amino acids)
Cellular component (GO): chloroplast
Source: RefSeq, a predicted model, not a curated record